Sclerotinia borealis F-4128 is the source of this 2286-nucleotide messenger RNA. NCBI's taxonomy places the organism in Eukaryota, Fungi, Ascomycota, Leotiomycetes, Helotiales, Sclerotiniaceae. The record is from the annotation of a GenBank genome assembly.
AUGUUGCUGUACCACCUCGUUACCCAUAUUCUUCCCUUGAGCUUGUUCCUAGAUGCAGCUUUCGGCCAUCGGGUUCAUCGCCGAGACUCCGCUGACGCGGUUAAUGUGCCUCAAUCAGAAUCAAUUGCGAUCACCAAUGCCCAGGCUAUUAUGACAUCGACGAUUCCUGCCGCACCUCUCGCUACGUUGUCUAUAGGCAAAAUAGCUGUUCUUGCCAAUACCACUGCUCCCACACCUCCUAAGGCAGCGCUCAUUACUACCGAUGCAGUUGACACUGUUGGUAGUAAAGUUCUUGUCAUUGCACGAGAUUCGAUCUCCGCAUACUCUGCCUGGAGUGGGCUUAAUGAUCGAGGAAUCCCAUAUCAAACCUUGAUCGUUCCUUCAGCUGGUAUAGCACUACCAGUUUUGAACAGUUCCGAAACUCAAGGCAAUUUUGGUCUCAUCGUUGUUUUGUCAGAAGUAAGCUACUCGUACCCUGGCCUAGGAUAUCAGAGCGCAUUGACGGCCGACCAAUGGCAAGCACUCUACAACUAUCAAGCCUCCUUUCGCGUUCGGCUGGUCAGACUUGACUCUUAUCCAUCCGCUGCCUUUGGUACACAGGCUCUAGGGUCUUGUUGCAAUGAUGGUGUCGAGCAACUUGUUCAUAUUUCCGAUAAUUCGGCAUUCCCCAAAGCCGGUCUCAAAACGGGUGCUACCAUGAGCUCCAAGGGAAUCUACCACUAUCCUACUCAGAUCAUAAACUCGACUUUGGCAAAGGAGUUUUUACAAUUUGGAGCUUCUUCCGAUGGCCAAUUCACUACCGCAAGCACAGCAGGCGUGAUAAAUAACAUUGGUGGUAGAGAACAAAUGGUCUUUUAUGUUCCAUUCUCUACGGACUGGGCUGUUACAUCGGUAUGGUUGCAACACGCUUGGAUCGACUGGGGCACACGAGGCCUAUACACUGGAUACAGAAGAGCACUAUUACUCACACAAAUUGACGAUAUGUUCUUGGAAUCAGAUAUAUAUUCGCCGACUGGAACGACUUACCGCAUCGGCGCAGAUGAUUUGGCUCAACACAUUACAUUUAUGCGCACGAUCAAUUCUAAGUUGAAUCCUGGAAGCAACUGGUUUAUUGAAGUUGGUCAUAACGGCAAUGGAAAUAUCGAACAAUCUGAUGUGUCCGACAAGACUGGAAAUAUCUGUCGUCCUGGACCUAUCGAGUAUGCAGAACAGAUCGAUACACCGCUGGAAUUCGUCAAACCCCUUGGAACGGGAAACACAAUUUGGCCUACUACAGCGGGUCUUUAUGCCAAUUAUAGCUCCACGUGCUUGAACGAUGAUCCUUUACUCAAAUGGUGGACUACCCCCUCUAAUCUUAAUGCCUUCGCACAUAUAUCGCACACCUUCACGCACGAGGACCAAAACAAUGCGACAUAUUCCGAUGUAUACAAAGAGAUGACAUGGAACCAAGCCUGGCUCGCUGCUACCGGAAUUGCUAAUGCUGCAAAGUUUAGUCCAAAGGGAUUGAUCCCACCAGCCAUCACGGGACUUCAUAACGGAGAUGCACUUAAGGCUUGGAGUGACAGUGGUAUCAUACAUGCAGUUGGGGACAAUACUCGACCAGCUCUUCUAAAUCCUAACAAUGAGCAUUGGCCUCUGUUCACGACCAUUGCGGCUAAUGGUUUUAAUGGCAUUCAAAUAACGCCUCGAUAUGCAACUAAUAUCUACUACAACUGUGAUAUGCCUGAUUGUACCGUCUUGGAGUGGAUCAACACCAGCGCCGGAUCUGGCAAUAUUAACACUCUCCUCGAGAUCGAGAAACAGACAAAUACCAGGCAUUUGCUUGGUCUCCACCAUGACGCAUACAUGUUUCAUCAAGCGAAUUUGCGCUACACAGGAGCAGCAACAUACACGAUCAACGGAGUGACGGCACAACUCUCGUUGUUCAUGGCAUGGGUUGAGACUGUGACCCAAGAGUUUGUUCGAUUGGUUGAUUGGCCUAUCCUCACCUAUAAACAUGAUGAUCUUGCUGCCUUAUUCGUCAAUCGCAUGACACGAGACGCUUGCGGGGCUAGCUUGUCGUAUCAACUCGACACCACUGCUUCAUCAAUCACUGGCUUCACGCUCUUUGCGAAUGGUGACACCUGUUCAACACCAAUUCCAGUUACGCUCCCCGGCCCAGUCACCGAUACCAAAGGAGCCACUACCGAGCAGAUUGGUAAUGACCCUAUAACGUUGUGGGUUACUUUGUCUGGAGCACCCGUCAGCUUCACUUUAAGCACACCAAUUGCUGUGGCGAGUAGCUGA